Limanda limanda (common dab) is the source of this 948-nucleotide messenger RNA. RefSeq lists its product as uncharacterized. The record is from RefSeq and is a predicted model, not a curated record. The transcript is spliced from 5 exons. Lineage: Eukaryota; Metazoa; Chordata; Actinopteri; Pleuronectiformes; Pleuronectidae. Bases 1 to 948 code for a protein of 315 amino acids.
AUGAGGUAUGAGUUCUGGUCGGGUAUUCAGGAUCCAAACUGCUCCAGAGUGAAUUAUGUCAACAGGAGGAUCUGUGCUCUGCAAGGUUCCUCAGUGAACAUCUCCAGUGAAUACUCACAUCCUUACUACCAGCAGUGGAAGUCUAAAUCUUGGUAUAAGAAUAGGAGAAGUGAUAUGGCGGCUGGUGAAGAGCUGAUAAACUAUACACAUCGUAUUAAGUUUCAUAAACCGAUGAACUGCCACAUCCUGACAAUCAAUAAUUUGAACAAGAAUGACUCAGCAGAAUACAUAUUCAGAAUAGAAAGGGAUGCAGGGAAAUUGCCGGCUGCUCCUGGGGUGACUUUGGUCGUCACAGAUCUGAGAGUGAAGUUUAGUCCUUCUGAGGAGGAGGUGACCGAGGGGCAGAGAGUCACGCUGACCUGCAGAACCAGUUGUCCUCUGACAGACAACAUGAACUACAUUUGGUUCUUGAACAAUCAACCUCUGAAUCUGACAAAAACACAAAGCAAGUACCUGGUUCUAGACCCCGUCAGCAGUGAACAUGCAGGAAACUACUCCUGCAAAGUUCAAAUGCUCCAAAAGAGCUCUCAUCAAAAGAUGCUCACUGUCCACAGAAGAAGAAAAUGGACUCAAGCCGCCAUAGGAAUCGUUGUUCUUCUCCUGGUUAUAAUACCCAUCAUCAUUUUCUUGUGGAUCAGAAGAAAGAAGACUUCCAUCCAGUCUCCUAGAACUGAAACUUCUGUCAACUUGGAGGAGAUAAGCCCAGUUCAAGUGUACGAGAACAUCUCGGCUCAACCAUUAGAGGAGGAUGAUAGUUACUAUAGCAGCGUCCAAUUCCCCAACAACAGAGAUGCUCUCUACUCACAAAUCCAGUCCCAUCAGCCCCAAGAAGAAGAGCAAAGCCCCUAUGAUGUUGUCAGCUUUACACCCAAAACAACACCUGAGUAA